Messenger RNA from Aegilops tauschii subsp. strangulata, 3142 nucleotides. RefSeq lists its product as uncharacterized. The record is from RefSeq and is a predicted model, not a curated record. NCBI's taxonomy places the organism in Eukaryota, Viridiplantae, Streptophyta, Magnoliopsida, Poales, Poaceae.
CGGCCUGCCGCCGCGCGCCUCGACGGCCUGCCGCCGCGCACCUCGACCGCCUGCCGCCGCCGCCGCCACCGCCAUCCCGGCGCUUCCCACCUUCGGCCUUUGCCACGACGCUCCGUUUCCGGCCGUCUGCCCUGACUCCCAGGCAGCCAUAGUCCGAGCUCGUCUACCCUGAUUCCCUGACAUCGACCGCCGAGCUUCUUUCCCGUCAAUUCCCAGGGCUAGGCCAUUCGCCGCCUUCCACGAUCCAUAUCUUCAUCGGCACCCUUUCACUUUUCCGUCAUGGCAAUGCAAGACCAUCCUUCUCCGUGUGGCCGCCACCCCCAAAUCCUGCUGGAUAGAAAAUGUUUAGUGGGCCAGUUGGAAAAUUCCACUACCGCGAAAACCAAGAAUAGCAAAGGGCAUCACUUGGAGGUUUCUUUUAAAGCAGUUGACCCUCCAGCUAUCUCGUUGUGCCUCGUCAGCUGCGUUGAUCAGACAGGGGAGCUCUUGCCAGUAGAUCCUCAUAUACUUGGUGAGGCUGGAGGGUCUGUACUGCUGGCUUUCACUUUCUUCGGGAGUGUCCACCAUUUACCAUUCACCGACUAUUUCGUUUACAAAGCAGGGCCAAAUUUUCCCUGUCUUCAUCUUAUUCCAAGGCCAUAUCCAUCUUCUUUUGAGGCAAAUUUGGUUGCCAUCCUGCCUGUUAAUGAUAACAGUGAAGACUUUGCUGUCGUUUUUCCCCAUGUUGAAUAUUUCGUGCUCGAGUCUCGCAAACAUUACACACUCCACAUUUAUCGAUCUGAUGCAAAUGAUUGGCACACUCAGGUGGCUAAUAUCGCCGAGGAUAAUGAAACAAGGAAAGCUAAGUGUAAGCUAUUGCUUCAUGAUGCCAUGAGCGUGGCAUAUGCAGAAAAUGGUAUCAUAGGUUGGAUUGAUCUUUGGUGGGGAAUUCUCUUAUGCAAUGUCUUGGAUAAAAAGCCUAUCAUCCGUUUUGUUCCAUUGCCAGUACCUGAACCAUGUGAUGCUUCUGAAUCCCAUUUGACGUUUGAGAAUCUCACCCCAAGACCACACCGUCAUGUGACAAUAUUCAAUGAUUUGAUCAAGUUUGUUGAGUUAGAUUUUCAUGUGCAAGAUGCUUUCUGCAACAUGAAGCGAGGAAAAGAUUAUGGUUGGAUGGCUAGGACCUGGAGUAGAUCGAUUUAUUCAGAUAUUUGGCAUGAUGGUCUGACGUUUGAUACAUCUGAGUUAUCUUUCAGUGAUUCAAGUUUGCCGAAUCUUUUACCUGAGAUGUUUGAUGACAAAAACAGUUUGACAUGGGGGAAUUUGACCAGUGCUGGGCCUACAUUAAGCUUGCACGAUGACAAUGUUAUUUACAUUAUGGCGAAGGAGAGCAUGUGCCACCGGACAGCAUAUGUACUUGCUGUGAACGGUAAAAGUUUGAAGCUCGAGUCUGGUGCGCAUUGCUCUGCUGAAAACAUGUUGUGGUUCGAACCAACCUAUGAUCCGUGUGUUCUUUUUAGGUCUUUUGGCACAACUUCAGAGUCGGUUAAAGAAUUUGAAACCAAAGGGACAAUAUCUGAAACCAAGGAAGGGCCGGCUCUCUCAGUGGUGUCGAAGCGUCUUCGCGCGCUGCGGAAGAAGCAGGAUCGCAUUGCGCGGAUGGAGGAGUCGGUCGCCGCCGGCAAGGUGCUUAACCAGGACCAGAAGGAGGUGAUGCAUUCCAAGCCCACCAUCGCCGCGCUCAUUAACGAGCUCGAGCGCCUCCGCGUGCCACUCUCCACUGCCCUCACCAAGGAGCUCUCCACCGUCCCUGCACCUGCUGCCGGUUCCUCAUCCUUCGGCUCCGAUUUGUCCAUCCAAGACCUCCUCGCGCUUGUCUACUUUGGCUCCCUUUUUUAUGUCAAGUCACCAGACGAGUUCAUCACCACCAUGGUUGCACGCAAGCACGAGCGGAGCAGCUGCAUCACCUACGGCUAUGUAUGGGAUGAUACCGUGGACCUGCUUACGGAGAACGACCUUGAUGCAGUGUCUGCCGUGGCGGCCCUUGCCACGGCUCGCCCUGCUUCUGCGGUUGGCGUCUCCCACCAUGACGCACUCCAGGCCUGUGCCCAUCAUGCCCGCCUAUGGCUCACCCGUGCUAAUGCACCGAUCCACCCUGGCUCCUCUGUUACAUAUGCUGCGGUGAGGUCCAAGUUAGACAGGAUCAUGGCAUCGGACUACUACACAGCGCACCAUGGAGCUGAAAGUGUGCAGGCACUGAUGAGCAUGACUGUCUCACCAGAGGCACCAUCACUUAAGGAGUACAUAGCUGCUGAAGGUCACAAGGAGGAGGAGGAAGACUCCUCGCAUGCCACAGAAAUCUACAAUGGUCAUCAGUCUAAUGCAGCCGAUGUGCAAAAUAUGGAAGGUAAAUCCCCGGUGAACCCUCAUGAGGAAUAUCCCUUGGCUGAGGCAGAGCAGGAGAAGUUUGAUGUGGAAGAAAAAGAUCAGAGGUAUGCCGAGCCAAAAGAGCGACAGUUUCAGCGCCCUCGGCGAUCUUUUCAGAACCAGCGAGGUGGUGAUCGUGGCAGGAGGGGGGCUUACCCUAAUGGCCAUGGCAGGCGUGGAGGCGGCCGUGGCAUGGGCAGCGCAUACCAGAAUGGGCGUGGAGGUGGUGGUGGUGGUGGAUACCAAGGAGGUGGUGGUGAGUACCAGAAUGGCCGGGGUGGUGGUGGCGGAUACCAGGGCGGGUACCAGAAUGGCCGGGGUGGUGGUGGCGGAUACCAGGGCGGGUACCAGAAUGGCAGGGGUGCUGGUGGUGGUGGUGGAGGCGGCGGCGGGUACUACAACAACAACGAUGAUGGGUACUAGCAGCCUAGUAACUUCAACAACAGGGGCAGGGGAGCAGGGAGUUGGCCACGCGCCGAGAGGGUUGAGGCAAGGGCAUAUCUGGAAGUCUGGGAGCCAUUUUGCUAUUAUAUAUAACUAACUAACUUAGCCUGUCGGUAUGUCACAAUCCAAUCCGUCCCCAUGUGUGAGUUUUUUUGUCGCUGUAUUGAGUGCAUAUGGUUGGUUGGUAAAUGUGGAAUCUCGUUGAAAGUAGCUUCAGGUCACAUAUGUUCAUAUCGUUGUGUUGCUUCUUUUUCCGGAUGUGUGGGUCGUCAUAUAUUUCUUGUUGGUUUUA